Nerophis lumbriciformis (worm pipefish) is the source of this 1924-nucleotide messenger RNA. RefSeq names its product protein NYNRIN-like. Gene Ontology annotation, molecular function: nucleic acid binding. The record is from RefSeq and is a predicted model, not a curated record. Lineage: Eukaryota; Metazoa; Chordata; Actinopteri; Syngnathiformes; Syngnathidae. Gene Ontology annotation, biological process: DNA integration.
ACGCCCUAUGAAUUAAUGUUCGGUCGCUCACCCCGCCUUCCAGUCGAUCUUGCUUUUAGUCUUCCAGUCCGAGGAAAGCUGUCAAGGUCACAUUCCCAGUAUGUUGAGCAUUUAUGUUCCCGGCUCGAGCAAAGUUUCAAGCUUGCUGCUAGAUAUGCGCAGAAAUCUGCAGAACACAAUAAAAGAAGAUUUGAUAAACGAGUUACCCCAUCUAGUUUGGACGUUGGUGGUCGUGUUUUAGUUCGCAAUGUGAAACUGCGAGGAAAGCACAAACUUGAGGAUAAGUGGGAGCGUGAGGUAUAUGUCGUUCUCAGCCGUGCUGGUGACCUUCCAGUAUAUACAGUGAGACUAGAAAGGGAUGACAAGGCUCCAACUCGAACUCUUCACCGUGAUCUUCUACUGCCCUGUGAGUCUCUUCCGAGUGAUACUUUCCAAAAGUCUCCUGAGGCAACGCCUCCUCGCAGGCCAGUGACCCGAAGCCAGCAGCAAGAGACACCACUUAGUGAGAAUCAUGACAAUUCUGAAGAUGAAGAUGAUUGCCAAUUACCUCUAUUUGCAAACCUUUCACCUGGAACCUUAACUGUUGAAAAAAACAUCCUACCAUCACUUGACAAUGCUCCAGAGUGUAUACUUACUGAACCUGUGAAACCUUACUUACCUGAUCUAGGGAAGUCCUCUGCCAAUCCAGCCACAUCGCCGCCUCCAUCUGUGGGAGAAGAUCAUCAACACUUACCUGCAUCCAAUGAGCCUGUUAUCUUUUCAGCUGAAGAACCUGAAAUUGGAGAACAAGAUAAAAUGGAUGGAGAAACGGAGAAGAGUGGCCAAGCAGAGACAUCCCCAGAGUCUACCAACCCUGCCCUUACCCAAUCGGUUGUGUUUGACUCUGAGGUUCUUAAUGCGCCUGAUGUUGAACCUGAUGCUAUUCGUCGUUCUUCAAGACAGCGACAACCCCCUAAGCGAUUUGGUUAUUCCACGUUGGGUAAUCCUUUUAUUUCAGUUGUUCAGAUGCUUUUCCAUAGUCUAGGAGAUGCCUAUGGUGAAAUACUUGGUACCACCCCUGCAGGGAACUCUAGCUUAGAACUACCCGUUCACAUUAUAUAGUAUGCACACGGAGGUGCACUAUCUUAAGGGGGGAGGGUGUAACGCAGGUGCCAAAUGUAUACCUUUUUGAAUUUGACUGGUAUGCUCUUGCUUACUAGUUACUCUUUGAGCGCUGUGCGUGCUUCCUGGUCACGUGACUGCCGCGGUCCAAUUAGCUGGGCUUAUAAGCCGGUAGUAGGAAGUUGCCAGCUGACAGAUCGAUUGUUUGCUCGAGGUAGGUUUUUAAUCCUCGUUUUUACCUGGAAUAUUGUGCUAACUAAGUAUAAACUAAAAUGCCUAAUUUGUAACUUUAUAGAGCCGACUACCAGCGCCGGAGUUUUUUUUCUCUCUCUCAUUAAGCUGUUGGCCAGGCUUUUCUUGUUUUGAUGGCGAGCUAAAGAAAGGAGCAUCUAGUCCAAGGAGUAUUCUUGGAGGAUUCCAGCCAGAAACCCCACCACCUGUUCGGUUUGGGCGGGUAGGAGGCUCUCGAGCCGACCCUUUACAUUUGUUUUUCCAUCUUUAACCUGCAGUACACGAGCUGUACUGCCAUCCUUUUUUUUCUAAGAACUCUAAGUCUGAACUGAGAUUUAUUCAGAUCCAGAAAUAUUAAUUAAUGAAAUUUGAAUUGUAUGUAUGUAUAUAGUCACUGUUGUCCCGAUUUAUUUCAUGUUGAAUGGCCAUUCAACUUAUUGUGUGUAUAUAUCUGCUGUCCCUCACAAAUGGUUUAAAUACACGGUGUCAACCAAACUACAGUUUAAGCUCUGCCUUCUCUCUCCAAGUCGAAACCCUACUCUUCUGUUCUGAGCCCAUAAAACCCCGUAUAUACAGUAUUGCAUUAAAUUUG